Molecule: messenger RNA, 820 nt
Organism: Moneuplotes crassus
Lineage: Eukaryota; Ciliophora; Spirotrichea; Euplotida; Euplotidae
Source: the annotation of a GenBank genome assembly
AUUAAGUAAUUUGUACUGAAAAUGCCAAGGGUUAGGACUGAAGAUGAGGACAGGAGGACAAGGAUUAUGACCAAUUUUGCUAAUAUGAUGAGGAAUAUGCGAGGCAGAGAGGAGAGAGAGAACAGGUGGACAGGGAUUUUUGCAAGGCUCAGUGGCAGGAUGAUGGAUCCCAAGCUAGUAAAUAAAAUGAUGUCUCAGAGAGAGGCUUAUAAGCUUCUUUGGCCUGAUUUUAGAGAGUUUUGUAUGGAGAAUCUUCAGAUUAGUCGAGACUUGAGUUUACAAGAAACUGCAAGAGAGUUUAAUAUUAAAAUAAUGUUUCUUGUGGGGUCUCCAGCCUGAAGCAAAGUCAAAAUAAAUCCUGAUUUUGAUCAAGACGGCAAGAAAUCUAUCUUAGACAAUGAAAUUCAAAAGCAAGUGCUCUUAUCAAAGGUGAUGAAAUACUUACCAAAUCUCGAUGAAAUUGAGUGAUAUAUCAAUGAGAUGAGCCCCAAAACUAAAUGUGUUUACAAAUGAUGCAUAUUAAAGCUAUCACUAGAUGUUCAUGAGUCUUUUUGGUCUAGUUCCAGAUCUCUCAAGAAUAUCAAGAAAACUCUUUUACUUCAGAUCAAGCUUAUCAAGGCUAUUAAGAGACAUUCAAUUAAGGGAAUCAAUGGAUAUCUGAAGGAAGUCAUCGAUGAAGAUAUCUACACUCAACUAAACCUCAGGCCUCAAUGUGAAGCUAAGAAUAUCCCUCUCUACAAGCAAAAGUACCAACAGAUGCAAUCUCUACUCAAGGAAUUCAAGUUUUCUAAGUUCUUUGCUUAAACCAAGGACUUCUGCU